AUGGAAGAGCCUCCAGAAGGGGCUCCGGCGGAAUCAUCGGAAAACCGAAGUACAGCCAAGUCCCCAAAUGACAGCCACACAGACAGCCAGGAAGACAACAGGCAGAACCAGGAUGAAGUGGAAGCAGAUGACCGGACUGAUCACAGAGCAGCUGACCAGGCUGCCCAGAUAGUGUCCGGCCUGCCUGAACCCAACGUAGUUAAUCAAGCUGACCACAAAGCAUAUGAAUCCAUGGGAGAAAGAACAUCUGAUCAGGCUGACCUCAGAGCAUCCAACCGUGCUAAUGUCGCCGAUCGUAGACCAUCUGAUCAGGUUAACCGAAGCAUGUCAGAACAGACGGACAGCAAGGCAUCUAGCCAAGCUGGGGGUGUGGAGUGUGAACAGACUGACAGCCAGAUGUCUGCUCUGCCUGAACAAGGUACUUCUGAACAGACUGAACGAAGGGCUUCUGAGCAGAUUGACCACAGAAUGUCCAGCCUGGCUGAGAGAAGAGCUUCUGAACAGAUUGAUCGUAAACCAGCUGUCCCAUCUUUACAAAGACCCUCUGAGCAGAGUGAUCACAGAAUGUCCCGCCCGGCUGACCAAAGAACUUCUCAACAGAUUGAAAGUAGAUUGUCUGGCCUGGUUGAGCGAAAAACUUCUGAACAGAUUGAUCAUAGAUUGUCUGACCAAGUUGACCACAGAACAUCUGUAAAGACGCACCGCAAAGUGUAUGACCAAGCUACUAAACCAGCUGAACACCAGGCUGCUGACCCUGACAAGGCUGGCAGUGAAUCUGACCAGGUUGACGACUUAGUGGAAGAAGAGGAUGAUUACACAGAAGACAACCUGUUUGACUAUGGAGAACGUAGCCGGUCUGAUGAUAGAUUAUUCGACCAGCUUGGCUACAGCAAGGAAGACAAAGAGGCUGACUUCAGAGUACAACCCUGCAAAUUUGAGCCUGGCCAGACAGAUGGCAGCAUAUCCAAGGCUUCCCUUGAAACUGAAACGGAAAGUGUAGCUGAUCUGCAAGCAUUCAUCCCAUUUGAUCACAGAUUGACCAGUACUUUCCAAACAAAAGACCAAGCCUACUCCCAAAGAUUUCCCUCCAUCUCAUCCAAAUUGGACUCUAUCAUCAGUCAAGAAAAAACUCAACCCGUGGAAACCAAGCCUGUUGAUAUUUCAGAAUACCAGGAAAGAAGGAGUUUUCAGGCAUACAAUCAACCUUCUAAGAAGCGGUUCCCUCCUAUAGUAUAUGAAGAUCCUUAUCAAGUUUCACUGCAAUACAUGGAGAAACACCACAUUCUGCAAAUAUUCCAGCAUAUCACUGAAAACCUAGUCUAUGAAAAGCCAGAGGACCCCCUGAGUUUUAUGCUGUGCCAGGUAUGGAAUAGGAAAAAAAGAACAAGCUUGUUAUUCUGUUCAUUAUAA
This is a messenger RNA of Balaenoptera ricei (Rice's whale), 1410 nucleotides long. RefSeq names its product testis expressed 55 (gene TEX55). Bases 1 to 1410 code for a protein of 469 amino acids. NCBI's taxonomy places the organism in Eukaryota, Metazoa, Chordata, Mammalia, Artiodactyla, Balaenopteridae. The transcript is spliced from 3 exons. Gene Ontology annotation, cellular component: nucleus. The record is from RefSeq and is a predicted model, not a curated record.